UGGGAAUCAGCUGUUCCGGCGAAAGGGCGAGCAAGAGACUCUACGACCGCCACAACACCAUACAAUUAUGGCCUCGAAAUUAGCCAAGCCGAGCCUCCUGAAGAACGUCGUGAAUCGUGGCUAUGCAGCCCAGGCAGCCGCACAGCAGUCCUACACCCUUCCCACUCAGGAUGUGAAGGUGACCACCCUGCCCACAGGUGCUGUUGUUGCUUCGCUUGAGAACAACGCUCCAGUUUCCCGUGUGGCUGUCCUCUUCAAGGCUGGUUCUCGCUAUGAGACUGCACCCAACAAGGGUGCAGCCCACAUGCUGCGAACAUCUGUUGGUUUAGGCACCAAGGACGCCUCAGCCUUUGCAAUCACUCGCACCAUCCAGCAGGCGGGUGGAUCCCUUACGGCAGAGUCUGGCCGUGAACACGUUAUGUAUAGCCUAGAUGUGGCCAGGAACAACGUGGACUCGAGCCUGGAGGUCCUUGCAAGUGUAGCCACGCAGCCCUCCUUCAAGCCAUGGGAGCUGGCAGACAACCUUAAGAGGAUUAAGAUUGAGCUUGCUAUGCGGGAUCCUUCCACCCUGGCCCUGGAGUUGUUGCAUGGGGCAGCCUUCCGUGAUGCUGGCCUUGGCAAUUCCAUCUUUGUGCCAGAUUACCAGCUUGGCAAGCUUUCUCAGGGUUUGAUGACUGACUUCGUUGCCUCGACCCAUCUGGCCAGUCGCAUGGCUGUGGUUGGUUUGGGGGUUGACCAUGAUGGCUUGGUUUCUUACGCCAAGAGCCUCGGAGCAGGGUCAGGAGAUGGAGUUCCUGUGGCUGGGUCAUAUGGAAGUGGAAGCCUGCGACAGGAGAAUGGAGCUGCUGUCACUUGUGUUGCUGUUGCUGGUGCUGGUGCCAGCAUUGGCAGCAGUGAUGCAGCAUCCCUGGCUGUAGCCCAACAGAUCCUGGGCAUCGGCCCCAACACCAAAUACGGUAGCAAUGCCAGUAGUGUACUUGCAAAGGCUGUAGCAUCAUCUGGAGGUUUAGGCUCAGCCUCUGCUAUCAACAUCAACUACAGCGACUCUGGGCUCUUUGGUUAUUUCAUUAUGGCUGAUUCUGCAUCUGUUGAAAAAGUUAUUGAUGCUGUGCACUCUGCAGUGAAAGAACUGAAAGUGACUCAAGCUGAUGUUGCCCGAGGGAAGAAAAUGGCAAAGGCGGCUAUCCACAUGGCAACAGAGGCAGGAGCUGAGCAUCUGGAAGACAUGGGACUUCAAGCUCUCCUGACUGGCACAUACGCCAACCCCUCCGCUGCUGCUGCUGCCAUUGAUGGUGUUACUGCCUCUUCUGUCCAGUCUGCUGUGAGUAAAGUCAUGGGAGGCAAGCUGAGCAUGGGAGCCAUUGGCAGUUUGUCUGCAGUGCCAUAUGUUGACCAGUUGUAAAAAAAAAAAAAAAUAUUUUAUCUUUUUUUUUAAUAUGAAGGCAGUUAGGAAUGGGAGCAGUUUCAUCCAGAAAAUUAAAUCCCUUCAUUAGUAUCAACACCUAAAAGUGGAUAAUUUAAUCAGGUUAGAUAAUUUACUACCGGUGAAAGAUUGUGAGAAAACCAGUUCAUCUUCACACUUUGUUCAUAUGUUGUUGUAUUCUGCUAAGCAGUGGGAAGAGUUUAACUUGCUUUGCAUCUGAAUACAACUACUUUGAAUACACUAGCCUCAAGAUUAAAAGCAGUAGUAAUGGCUAUAUAUGAUAGUAUUAAAAUGUUGAUUUGUCAAAUUAUCAAUGAAUUCUGUUCUCACCAUAAUCCUAGCGACAUAAGGUGCAUUUAUCUUGAGAAAAUGAAGACAACAAUCAUAAUCACUUAAAAAUUUCAUGAUUGUUGAAGGCAGGCAAAUGUACAUAGGUUUCUGAGGCUGACUCUCCAAAUUGAACUUGUUGUAGAUAUUUAAGUUAAUAUUUGUAAAGGUAUAAUAAUGUACAAUAUUCCACUGGAAUAAACCCUAUUUAAA
Molecule: messenger RNA, 1963 nt
Organism: Penaeus chinensis
Lineage: Eukaryota; Metazoa; Arthropoda; Malacostraca; Decapoda; Penaeidae
Gene: UQCR-C2
Product: cytochrome b-c1 complex subunit 2, mitochondrial-like
Exons: 9
Coding region: 68-1402 (444 amino acids)
Cellular component (GO): mitochondrion
Molecular function (GO): metal ion binding
Source: RefSeq, a predicted model, not a curated record